AUGGUCAUCACAACGGUAACCGUUCAUUGGCUCUCCUGCCGAAAACCGGACUCCUUCAAGAAGCUGCAGAAAGGUCUAGCGGAAUUCCCGUUCAGUGUGGCUCUCGCUACCCUAACGAUUAUCGCCAUAAUGUCCGUUCUCUUGUAUGCCUUGCACCUGGAAUCGGUGGAAAGUUCUCACGCUCGUACCAGAACCGCAAUCCGGCUGAAGUACGUCGACUACAUUCUGCUCUGUCUUACCACUCAGCUGACCGAGGCUACCGAGCGUUAUCUAUGGCAGGGUGCAGCCAGCACCACGCGGCAGCAGCUGGAUGCGAUGCGCGCGGAAAUCGAAGCCUGCAUCGACCGAUUCCGGCACGGGGCUCGUAAAUUACUCGACACCCGGGCCACUAUCGGUGGCACCUUCACCAUCCAGGAGCUGGAGCACAUCUUCCAGCUAGACCAGCAGGCCGUCCGGCUCGGCGAGGACAUACUCAAAUUGAAAAGGAAAUCGAAACCGUUGCUCUCGGACCGUGCCAUCAAAGCGCUGCUUCGCAAGUGA
Molecule: messenger RNA, 540 nt
Organism: Sabethes cyaneus
Lineage: Eukaryota; Metazoa; Arthropoda; Insecta; Diptera; Culicidae
Exons: 2
Coding region: 1-540 (179 amino acids)
Source: RefSeq, a predicted model, not a curated record